Brugia pahangi is the source of this 411-nucleotide messenger RNA. The record is from the annotation of a GenBank genome assembly. NCBI's taxonomy places the organism in Eukaryota, Metazoa, Nematoda, Chromadorea, Rhabditida, Onchocercidae.
AUGGGGAAAAUAAUGAAGCCGGGUAAAGUGGUGUUGGUAUUGGGUGGGCGUUUUGCUGGUCGAAAGGCAAUUAUCGUAAAAGCGUAUGAUGAAGGGUCGUCCGAUCGUGCCUACAGUCAUGCGUUAAUUGCUGGCAUUGAUAAGUACCCAUUAAUGGUAACAAAACGAAUGGGCAAGAAAAAAAUCAAAAGCAGAAGCAAAUUACGUCCAUUCGUUGGUAUUGCUAGCUAUUCCAACUUGCUCCCAACCCGAUAUUCGGUUGAUGUAUUAUUAGACAAGAAUUUGAUCAACAAAGACGUCCUGAAGGAGCCUGGAAAAAAACGACGAGCUCGAAUGGAGGUUAAAAAGAAGUUUGAAGAACGGUAUAAAACUGGCAAGAAUAGAUGGUUCUUUACUAAAUUACGCUUUUGA